Molecule: messenger RNA, 1319 nt
Organism: Rhizophagus irregularis DAOM 181602=DAOM 197198
Lineage: Eukaryota; Fungi; Glomeromycota; Glomeromycetes; Glomerales; Glomeraceae
Source: RefSeq, a predicted model, not a curated record
UAAAAGAAAAAUGCCAAAAACAAGAAAUAAAUUAGCAACAGAUUUUGUAAAUUAUACUGAGACCAUCUCUUCGAGCACAACUUCAAAAUAUUUCAGUUCGAAAACAAGCGUUAUCGAAACAAACAAACUUAACAAGUCCUCUUCAUUAAGUAAAACAGUGACACUUAAAACAGCUCGUAAACAUACCAAUAUUGAAGCAGAAGAGUCUUCGAUCAAUAUAAGUGCGAAUACUUUAGAAAAGAGAUUUGAUAAGGAACCACCAAUUCCGCCAGUCGGCUGGGAAGAAGUAUAUAAUGCUAUAAAAGAAUAUCGCAAAAACAUCAUAGCUCCUGUAGAUACAAUGGGAUGUGAAAGGUUGGCUGAUGAGCCAUCUGAUAAUAUUACACCACAGACAUCAAGAUUUCAGACCCUUGUAUCUUUGAUGCUUUCUUCACAAACCAAAGAUCAUGUUACUGCCGCUGCAGUUCAAAAUCUUCGCCAGAAACUUCCAGGAGGAUUAAACUUAGAUAGCAUGAUACAAGCUAAUGAAAAAUUCUUGGAUGAAUGCAUUUCUAAAGUAGGAUUUCACCGCAAAAAAGCCACAUAUCUUAAACAAUCAGCUAAAAUAUGUAAAGAAGAAUAUGGCGGUGAUAUACCAAAUACUGUUGAAGGUUUAAAGAAAUUGCCUGGAGUUGGACCAAAGAUGGCAUAUCUUUGUAUGCAAGUUGCUUGGAAACAAAAUGAAGGCAUAGGUGUUGACGUUCAUGUUCACCGAAUAACGAAUCGUCUUGGUUGGUGUAAUACAGAAAAAGCUGGUCCAGAAGCCACUCGAAAGUUAUUAGAGUCUUGGCUUCCAAGAUCAUUAUGGUAUGAAAUAAACCCGAUGCUUGUUGGAUUUGGACAAACUACAUGCUUCCCACAAUACCCAAAAUGUUCCAACUGUCCCGUUAAAAAAAUGUGUCCUUCGGCAAACUUCUAAUUGAUGAUUAUUUGUAAAAUAUUUUUUGGAAUGGUAAGUUGAAUGAAAAUAUUAUAGUUAAUAUGAGAUAAUAAUACAUAACAAUACAUGAGAUAAAUUAUCAUGUAUUUACACGAGUUUCAACUGUAUAAACAAUAUAUGUAGUAGUUAGUUCUUACUUUUCUUACUCUAAGAUGUUAAAUUGACUAAUGUAUAUUGUAUCUAUUUACCAGUGUAUGAUACAAAAAUAAACGAACACUCCAUUCUCUCAUUCACCUCAUUGCUUAUCACGCUUAAAUAGCCUAUAUCUAUAACGAUCAUUUCGAUUACAUUGACAGUUCACUUUUUCACUUUUUCACAAAAAAAAUAAAAGGUUAUAAUA